AUGAGUCCUUUGGGCCGGGUAACUCUGCAGCCUACCUGGAACACAGCCCUGCUUGCCGUGCUCUCCCUCAUGUUGCCAGCUCUCAGUGUGUGCCAGGCCUCGGUCCCUGCGCUGGGCUCGGUCAACCCACAGAACUGCCCAGGUGUGUGCUCCUGCACUAACCAGCUCAGCAAGGUGGUGUGUACCCGUCGAAGCCUGCUCAGGGUGCCCCCCAACAUCCCAGCCAACGUCCGGUACCUGAACCUCAUGGAGAACAGCAUCGAGACCAUCCAGGCGGACACGUUUAGACACCUGCAUCACCUGGAGGUGUUGCAGCUCGGUAGGAAUGCCAUCAGGCAAGUCGAGGUAGGGGCCUUCAACGGGCUGACCAGCCUCAACACCUUGGAGCUGUUUGACAACAGGCUGACGGUCAUCCCCAGCGGGGCCUUUGAGUACCUGUCCAAGUUGAGGGAGCUGUGGCUGCGGAACAACCCCAUCGAGAGCAUCCCGUCGUACGCGUUCAACCGCGUCCCCUCCCUCAUGAGGUUGGACCUCGGGGAGCUGCGCAGGCUGGAGUACAUCUCCGACGGAGCCUUCGAGGGCCUUCAGAAUCUGAAGUACCUCAACCUGGGAAUGUGUAACCUCCGGGAGUUUCCCUAUCUCUCCCCGUUGAAAGGCUUAGAGGAACUCGAGAUAUCCGAGAAUGUUUUCCCUGAACUCAGGCCGGGGGCCUUUCGCGGGCUGAAGUCUUUACGUAAACUGUGGAUUAUGAACUCGGCCAUAACGACCAUCGAGAGAAAUGCGUUUGACGACAUCACAGCCCUGGUGGAGCUGAAUCUCGCCCACAAUAACCUCUCCUCCCUGCCUCACGACCUCUUCACCCCCCUGCAGUACCUGGUGGAGCUGCACCUGCACCACAACCCGUGGCGCUGUGACUGCGACGUGGUGUGGCUCUCCUGGUGGCUGAGAGAAUACAUCCCCACCAACUCCACCUGCUGCGGGCGCUGCCACACCCCGCUGCACAUGAAAGGCCGCUACCUGGUGGAGGUGGACCAGACCACCUUCCAGUGCUCAGCGCCCUUCAUACUGGACGCUCCUAAAGACCUGAACAUAUCGGCCGAGAGGGUGGCCGAACUCAAGUGCCGCACGGCCGCCAUGAGCUCCGUGCGAUGGCUCCUCCCCAACGGCACCGUGCUGACCCACGGCUCGUCCCACCCGCGGAUAUCGGUCCUCAACGACGGGACGCUGAACUUCUCCAACGUCCUCCCGUCCGACACGGGGGUCUACACCUGCUCGGUCACCAACAUGGCAGGGAACUCCAACGCCUCGGCCUACCUGAAUGUGAGCAACGCCGAGCUCAACACCUCCAACCUGUCCUACUUCACCACGGUAACGGUGGAGGUGGUGGACCCCGCGGUGGAAGAGACCCCCAAACCCAAGCCCACGGUGCCCGCCGCGCCCUCGGUCUUUCAGCCGGUCUUCAUCUCGACCCCCACCGUGUUGCUCCAGACCACACAGACCCCCAAGCAGGUGGCCGUGCCCACCGCCAGGAUCCCCAGCGGGCCCCCCGCCAGCCUGGACGAGGUGAUGAAGACCACCAAGAUCAUCAUCGGCUGCUUCGUGGCCGUCACCCUGCUGGCGGCGGCCAUGUUGAUCGCCUUCUACAAGCUGCGGAAGCGGCACCAGCAGAGGAGCACGGUGGCCGCGGCCAGGACCAUAGAGAUCAUCCAGGUGGAGGAGGAGGUUCAGCCGGUGCCGCCGCCCACGUCCGGGUCCAGCGGCUCGGACGACACGGUGCUGGUGCUGCCCACCUUGGUGGAGCACAACAGUAACACCUUCAAGCCGGGCUACGUGGCCUCCUCCUCCUCCUCUUCGUCGUGCCGCCGCGGGGCCUACGGACCCCACGGCGCCCACUGGACCCAGAACAACUUAGGUAACUCCCUCCAUCGCUCUGUCCGACAGCACAGCCACAUCAGCACCAUAGCUGAGUCCUACGUCAUUAAGAGCUCCCACGGCAAGGAGAAGGUCCAAGAGACCCAGAUCUGA
Molecule: messenger RNA, 2025 nt
Organism: Gadus chalcogrammus (walleye pollock)
Lineage: Eukaryota; Metazoa; Chordata; Actinopteri; Gadiformes; Gadidae
Gene: lrrc4.2
Product: leucine rich repeat containing 4.2
Exons: 1
Coding region: 1-2025 (674 amino acids)
Biological process (GO): modulation of chemical synaptic transmission; synaptic membrane adhesion; excitatory synapse assembly
Cellular component (GO): postsynaptic density membrane; plasma membrane; glutamatergic synapse
Molecular function (GO): protein binding
Source: RefSeq, a predicted model, not a curated record